Molecule: messenger RNA, 2472 nt
Organism: Cannabis sativa
Lineage: Eukaryota; Viridiplantae; Streptophyta; Magnoliopsida; Rosales; Cannabaceae
Product: protochlorophyllide-dependent translocon component 52, chloroplastic-like
Exons: 8
Coding region: 833-2347 (504 amino acids)
Molecular function (GO): chlorophyllide a oxygenase activity; 2 iron, 2 sulfur cluster binding
Source: RefSeq, a predicted model, not a curated record
AAGUAUGUGUUUUAUUUUCACUUUUGCAAUUAGGCUUACUCAUAGAAGAUGAUUGAUCUCUCAUCUCUAUGGUUAAUUACUAAUUUGGAAGAACUACUUGUAUGUAGUGCUGUAAGUAUGGAUCAGGUUUUUUGAUAUGGCACGAAGCAAGCACAAAAAAAUAUGGUUUCAACCAUGGCACAACAUGAUGUCGGAAAUUGACACCAGACAACACGAAAAAAAAAAUAAAAAAUUAAAGCACGACACAACACAAGAAGUUCAAAAGUACGACACGUGAACACGAAUAGAUUAGUAGCUUAAUGUGAACAUUAAAAAUUCUUAUAUGAUUUGAUAAUAAUAAUCAUAAUAAAAAUACAUAUUUAUAUACUAACAAAUAUUUAAAUUAUAAUUAUUUUAAUUUAAUUUUUUAUACUAUAUGUGUAAAGUAUAGUACUAGUUGAAGAAACCAAAAUUUUUCAUAUAAUUAACUUUUGAAACCGAUUAGAUUGAGUAGGUUCCAUCAAGAAGAAAAAAGAAAUUAAAUUGAUUACCUUAAAUGAUAAAAUGAAAUUGACAAGACAUCACUACUAUGCAAAAAUCACAUUGUUUCUUUUGGUGAAUUAUGCAAAACAGACUACCACUUACUUACCACUGCCUUAUGUCUUAGGACAUAGAUUGGUGGUGUUGUCAUCAUUUUAAUAAAGAAUAUUUUUUUUCAAAAAUAAAAAAGGAACGUGACAAAUAUUGUUUGUAUCAUUAUUACCAUUUCUAAUAAUUAAUCUCAACUAUAGUAUAAAAAUGUUCAUCAAGUUCUGUAAUAUUAUGUUAUAAUUUAUCUCUGAAUUAACCAGCCAUGGUAGCUCUCACAUCAAUCUCAUUACUUCUUCAUUCUCUUCCCAAUAAUAAGCUCCUUCACUACCAUUCCAACAUUAAGUACACAAAACCCAUUUCAUCAUCUUUUUCUUAUGGCCAGAGGAGCACUAAUAAAGCAUCAAGAUCCAAACUUUACACUUCCAUUUCAUCUGUUUCAACAAAUCUCACUGACCCUUUUGAGGCAGAGCUUGAAAGUAGUCAAACCCCAGAUGGGAAAUUCGACUGGUACAGCAACUGGUGUCCAAUUAUGCCGGUUUGUGAUCUGGACAAGAGAAGGCCACAUGGGAAGAAGGUGAUGGGGGUUGAUGUGGUGGUGUGGUGGGACAAGAAUGAGAGUGAAUGGAAGGUGUUUGAUGAUAGUUGUCCUCAUAGAUUGGCUCCUUUAUCAGAAGGAAGGAUUGAUCAAUGGGGAAGAUUGCAGUGUGUCUACCAUGGUUGGUGCUUUAAUGGCUCUGGAAAUUGCAAGUUCAUCCCUCAAGCUCCACCAGAUGGUCCUCCGGUUCACACUUCCAAGAGAGCAUGUGUUUCUGUUUAUCCAAGCAUUGUACAAAAUGGCAUUGUAUGGUUUUGGCCAAACACAGAUCCCAAAUACAAAAAUAUUAUAACAAAACAAAAACCACCUUACAUUGCAGAAAUGGAUGAUCCAUCAUUUUCUCAGUUAAUUGUAAAUAGAGAAUUUCAUUAUGGAUAUGAAGUGAUGGUUGAGAAUCUUAUGGACCCUGCACAUGUUCCAUAUGCUCAUCAUGGAUUAAUGAGAACAAGGCUGCCUGGUAAUGCUGAUAGAGAAGGUGGCAUACCUCUUGAAAUGACUUUGGAAAGUUUCAACAUUAAUGGUUUUACUGGAAUGAGUGAUCCUGGUUUCAACCAAUUUUAUGCACCAUUUGUUUUCUAUAGUUCUAUGCCACUUAAUCUAAAUCAAGAUAAUCAUAAUAAUAAUCAGGCUAAAAAGGAUAUUUUGAAUAAUAAUAAUAAGACAAUGGCUCUAGUAUUUAUAUGUGUUCCAAUUAGUCCUGGUAGAAGCAGAUUGAUAUUAAGUGCAUCAAAUCCAAGAAGAUUUAAUGAUUGGUUUAACAAAAUAAUUCCAAGAUGGAUAAUUCAUAUUUCAGUAAAUGCUGUUCUUGAUUCAGAUACAUAUCUUCUACAUCUUGAGGAACGCAAAAUGAUGGAUGCUGGAGUUGGGAAAUGGAAUAAAGCAUGUUUUGUGCCAACAAAAUCAGAUGUUCAUGUGGUUGCUUUUAGAAAAUGGCUUAACAAGUAUGGUGGUGGCCAAGUUGAUUGGGGUGGCAAAUUCUCUGGUGCUCUUCCUCCAACCCCUCCUAGAGAACAACUCAUGGACAGGUAUUGGAGCCAUGUAGUGAAUUGUAGUAGCUGCAGUGCUGCACACAAGGGUUUGAAAGUGUUAGAAGUAAUGCUACAAGUGAUGUCCAUAGCUCUUAUUGGAUAUGUUGGUGUAACCAAUAAACAAAGCCAAACAUUGAAGAUUGAGGAGCACUGAUAAAGCAUCAAGAUCCAAACUUUACACUUCCAUUUCAUCUGUUUCAACAAAUCUCACUGACCCUUUUGAGGCAGAGCUUGAAAGUAGUCAAACCCCAGAUGGGAAAUUCGACUGGUACAGCAACU